Molecule: messenger RNA, 486 nt
Organism: Symbiodinium sp. CCMP2456
Lineage: Eukaryota; Dinophyceae; Suessiales; Symbiodiniaceae
Source: the annotation of a GenBank genome assembly
GCUGCCAUCAAAAUCCAGCGCCACUGGCGCCAGCGCCCGCCCCGCCGCGUCGCCCUGCUGCGUCUCAUCAACUCGGAGGCUCGACGCCGCCACCAGAAGCGACCGAGCUUCCAGAUGCGUGCCGCAGUGUGCGAGGACAUCGCACGUGACACAGCGAAGGAUCCCUCCUUGAAGCGGGGCCCCAGCAUUUGGCAGCUGAUGCAGUGCUCCACGGUGAUCAAGGAGGUCCUUGAGGAUGUGAGAGGCGCUUCCAAGCUCUGCCAUUCCUUAAGCGGAGGUCUUGCCAUUAUGACGGAGGCCACCAGGCGCAAGGAAGCGGCCCGUGGUCGUCUGCGCGACAUCAUGCGCCGCGUCUGGCCCAAGCUCCGCGCAGUUCUAGCCUGGAAUCAGCGUCUGGCACAACGCCGUCGUGCCGAGGUCAACUGGGACGCCUUGCGACGCCUGGUUGCCACGCCCAAGGCUUCAGACUGCGCUUCGGAGAUCAAG